This is a messenger RNA of Dictyostelium purpureum, 612 nucleotides long. RefSeq lists its product as uncharacterized. The record is from RefSeq and is a predicted model, not a curated record. The transcript has a single exon. Lineage: Eukaryota; Evosea; Eumycetozoa; Dictyosteliales; Dictyosteliaceae. The coding region runs from base 1 to 612 and encodes 203 amino acids.
AUGUAUAAAUACUUUAUAUUAUUUAUUUUGGUUUUAUCCAUUGGAUCCGUUUUUUCUUUAGAAGUUGACAAACCUCCUAAAUAUUAUAUCAUUGAUAUCUUUUUUAAAGGUUGUAAUGAUAUUAUUAGAACCACAUUAGAUCCCGAUACUUUUGAAUCUGCUUGUUAUGAUAUGGAAAAAUCUUGCCCCAAUAUCACAGCAGGACUAAAGAUUUCAUAUAUAUAUGGUAAUCUAUAUGAAUAUAAAAGAUUCACAGAUGGAAAAUGUGAUAAAAACGAUAAUUUUAAUAGUUUCAAUUGCACAGAAAAAAAUAUUCCAAAAGAAGCAAUUAUUCAAGAUGACUUUUCAGAUGGAUUAGCAGUAAAAUGCUAUGAAACAAGUGCCCCACCUUUGAACGGCAAUGGAAAUGUUACAAGAGUAAACCCAAAAUACAACCUUGAGGAUUCUAUUGACCUGGAUACAAUAGUUGAAAAUAAAGAAAAACCAAAAACCAAAUCCCCUGUCCCAAUUCAGAAUGAAUUAGAACCAGAUUAUAAUGCAGGCUCAUCUAAACUAAUUAUCAAUUAUUUAAUUUUGGCAUUGUUAUUUUUGUUAUCAUUAAUAUUUAAUUAA